This is a messenger RNA of Cooperia oncophora, 705 nucleotides long. NCBI's taxonomy places the organism in Eukaryota, Metazoa, Nematoda, Chromadorea, Rhabditida, Trichostrongylidae. The record is from the annotation of a GenBank genome assembly.
AUGUCUGCUCCAAGGGUUAGUGGUCCGCGAAUACAAAAGCCAGCGCCCAAUGUCGACAACCGCUCGUGGAGCGCUACAUUUCCCGAGGAAUUGAGUGCAUGGUCUGAUUCGAAGAAGUUCAUUUCGAGGUGCAUGUACGUUGUUUUCUGUCACAUAAUUGCCAGUCGAGGACUUCUACCGAGUAAUAAUUUGAAGAAGAGAACAAUUGACGGUAACGUUCGUGCAUAUGUCAUGAACUCUUCCGAGAUAUUAGGAGCGCGACUCGUUCAAAAAUUCAAAGGAGUCUCUGAUGCCGUUGAGAAGAACUACCUUCGAGAACUGAUGCUUGUAAUCAGUCCCACAGAACAGGAUGAGAACGAUGCUAUUGAGGUGUAUUGCUGGAGGUUGCGAUACGAUGUUGAUGGUGAUCCACUAGCGGAGUUGAGACAAGCUGAUGGGACAGUAAUGCUCGCGCUUCGCUUCAAAGGAAUGCAACAUUUGAAAAAACAAGUAGCUGAGCUGUUGGCGCGGAUCAGAUCGUUGUGCAAGGGACUAUUGGGACCAUUGCCUCCUGGAGCCUCAGCAACCUUACGAAUGACCUACACUGACCGUGAGUUCAUUGUUAUUGUAAUGUUUCGAAAUGGCAUCUUCCCAUUAUUAUUCGAGACUGUUCUCUCCCUCACUCGAUUAGCUGCCAGUAACUGUAUCAACUCUGAUCUAGCCUAG